Messenger RNA from Boleophthalmus pectinirostris (great blue-spotted mudskipper), 2603 nucleotides. It is a transcript of the gene hdac11, whose product is annotated as histone deacetylase 11. Gene Ontology annotation, molecular function: histone deacetylase activity. The record is from RefSeq and is a predicted model, not a curated record. Bases 270 to 1364 code for a protein of 364 amino acids. Lineage: Eukaryota; Metazoa; Chordata; Actinopteri; Gobiiformes; Gobiidae. The transcript has 11 exons.
UGUCUAAUCUUGUAUUUUGCAAAACUAUACAUUGCUUUAGUAUGUUCGCCAGUGUAAAGUCAGCUUUCCAUGUCUCGAUUAGUUGAAAAUUGCUGGUUUGCUCGCUGACUGUUCCUGUAUGUUUCCUUUGGACUUGUGACUGCGCAUGCGGGGGCGGGACCCUGGUUUAUGCCACUGACGUACGUAAGGAUUCUAGUAGUGGGUUUGCAGUUGCUUUAAAGCUUUAUUUUGAUGAAUAAUGAUGCCAUAAGUAGCAAUGCCUGAAAAACAUGUCUUGCAAGAAAGAUAAUGAAGGAGAAGGAAGCCCACACCACACUGAUUUGUAUGGAUUUACUCCAAAAACAAGUCUACCCAUUGUAUAUCACUCAGACUACAACAUCACCUUUAUGGGUAUGGAAAAACUGCACCCUUUUGAUGCAGGGAAAUGGGGCAAAGUCAUUCACUUCUUAAAAGAGGAACAGUUCAUCACUGAUGAGAGCAUUGUGGAAGCCCGUGAAGCCACUGAGGAGGACCUGCUGGUGGCCCAUACUAAACGCUACCUCAGCAGACUGAAGUGGUCCUUUGUGGUAGCAACAAUCACAGAAAUCCCUCCCCUUAUAUUCCUACCUAAUUUCCUGGUUCAGCGCAAGGUUUUAAAGCCUCUACGGACACAGACAGGAGGGACCAUAAUGGCGGGGAAACUGGCUGUUGAACGAGGAUGGGCCAUAAACGUGGGAGGGGGUUUCCACCAUUGUUCUGGAGAUAGAGGAGGGGGCUUCUGUGCCUACGCUGACAUCACUCUAGCCAUCAAGUUUCUGUUUGAGAGAGUUGAAGGCAUCUCCACAGCUACCAUCAUCGAUCUGGAUGCUCAUCAGGGAAAUGGACAUGAGCGGGACUUCCUGGAUGAUCAGCGCGUAUUCAUCAUGGACAUGUACAACCGCCACAUCUAUCCACGUGAUGGAUAUGCCAAAAGAGCCAUAAAGAGGAGAGUGGAGUUAGACUGGGGCACUGAGGAUUCGGAGUACCUGCAGAAAGUGGAGCUUCACUGUGAAGGAGCUCUGAACGAGGUCCAGCCGGACAUCAUUGUCUACAACGCAGGCACAGACAUCCUGGACGGAGACCCUCUGGGAGGACUCUCCAUUUCACCACAUGGGAUCGUGAAGAGAGAUGAGCUGGUCUUCAGAGCUGCCAGGAGACGUGGCAUUCCUAUCCUUAUGGUGACCUCUGGAGGCUAUCAGAAGAAAACAGCGCGCAUCAUUGCAGACUCCAUCCUUAACCUGCAUCACCAAGGUCUUAUUGGUCCAGAGAGAGAGGGAUCAUCCUCUGUGGCUACGAGCCUGAUGUCGGGCCCUGGAUCUUCUGGCUCUGCACUCACAGCCAUUUAGGUUGGGACAUUAAUCCAAUUUUAAUUGACAGUGCCAUUUCAGUGGUGAGAUUUACAAAUCAGUGGGCGUCAUCCUCUUACAAAGUUUGGAUUCUUUUUUUAUUACUUAUAAGGCAGGAUUUCAAUAAACCAAUACAUUUUAGUCAAAAAUAAUGAAAAUAAUUCUUCAGUGUUCAAGACUGACUGUAGUGCACAUGUAACACUUUCAGAUAUUGUAAACUAUGAGGAAACUAUCAAAAUAUAUUAUCAGGGUUUACAGGCAAUUUGUUUAUGAGGUGAGAUAGUGUUGUAACCAAUUACUUUUCAGGUGUACUUGGCUGUUUUCUUGUCAGAUCAGAUAUUACCUAUAUUGAAAAAGCUAUAAAGUGCACUUUAAAUGUGUAAUGCAGGAUGUAAAAGAAAAUAUAUUUAAACACAACUGUAGAUAAAACACCUCCAUGAAAUGGAUAUUGUAAUAACAGACUUAACUAUCUUUGACAUCUUCCUUGUGGCAGAUCUAAAGGAAUUAAGGAAGUAACUGUUGGCACUUUACUGGAUAGCGCUCCUAACUUACCAGAACUUUUUUGUCAGGUUUAAUGGGUACUGUUUAAUCUCAGGAAAUGAACUUAUACUUAAACUUACUCAUGCCAUAUGUUAACAAGAUUGAGAUGUAUGAGAGUCUUUAUACUGAUACAUGAGAGUGAUCAAAAGGGUAACAGAUUUUUGUUUAUUCUUAAUCAGCACUUGGCACUUAAAUAGUUUUAAAUUGUUUUAUUACAUGACUUUAUUCUACCAGCGAAACUUGCUUAUCCUUUUUAUAAUGUAUUAAUGUUUACACAAGGCCCAUCCAAAACAUUAACAUGAAAUGAAAGCAUUCAUAUCUCGUGUGGUGCCAUCAUGUGGACUCGGAUCAAUCCUGUCUCAUGUGUGUGCUAUGUAUGGAUCAGGAGUUUAGUGCACUCACAGCACACUCUAAUGAUGUGCGCACAUGCAGUCGUGGUUACCGCACUCAUUGAUUACAUUGAUUUAAUGCAGCAGCUACAACAUCACAGCCUUCCACUUACACAACACACUCUAAAGUUAGUGCUUUGGCUAGUGGCAACCCUGUAGUCUGUUGUUGGAAGUGUGUUUUGAGGUGACUUGUAAUUUCCAUAAAAGCAAACUGGGUAAUUUUGGGGAAAAGUCAAGUUUAUUACACAAUUUUCAAUGUGUAUAAAAUAUGUGUAAUAAAUAAUGAAUAAAACACGUUAUAUGUACAUUA